AUCAGCCCGGGGGGCGGCGCAGAGAGCUACCUGGCUUCCUCAGAGAGAGAGAGAGAGAGAGAGAGAGAGAGAGAGAGAGAGAGAGAGAGAGAGAGAGAGAGAGAGAGAGAGAGAGAGAGAGAGAGUUUGAGAAGUGCUCUGGACUUCCUGGUACGGGACCAUGGACGCUUCGUGCUCCACUUUACCCGGAGAACUACCUGCAGCGAUGUGAUCGAGCCAAAGGGACCGAGUGGAGAGCAAAGGUCAUGAGUGCCUCUCGGAGAGACCCAGUGGAGAAUAACCUCACCUGUCCAAAGCCCCGCCCUACCUGGGCCUCUACCUGCCCCCCACUCCUGGACUCCCAACCAUGACUUGUCCAUCGUAGACCAGAGGCGGCCGUUCGAAGAGCAGGUGGAGCGCUGCAGGAAACCCGGCUUUUAAAAUUAUUGUUAUUAUUAUUAUUAUGGGAUGGAGAGAGACAACGCCAGCCGAGAGGAUCUGAGGAUACCCGAGAGCCGGGAGAGUUUGUGAGCAUGUUUUAAGAAAAGAAGAAGAAGACGAAGAAAAAUACCUCCAAAAAGAAGAUUUACAGAAAAACUCCCGGAGAAGCACCACCCAGAGUCUCAGGGGAGGGGGGGGGAGGGGGGGUCAACAUGUGGAUUAGGGGAUGAGUCCGCUGAGAGGGCGAGAAUGGGCCGCCCUGUGCCGCGUCCGGCUGCUGCCUCGCCGUGAGCAUGCAGGUCCUCCAGAUCGUCAAGGAGCUGGUGUCGCCGUCCAGACGCAGGGCAGCGGCCAGGUUUGGAGCGUCUGAUCAGGAUGCGGCGGUGAAACUCGACCAGGAGCGGGCCGAGAUCGUCGCCAAAUAUGACAAGGGGAAGGAGGCCACCGUGGAGCCCUGGGAGGACACCAACUUCCACCUCUACAAAGUCGUCGAUCGCUUCGGCUUCGUUCAUAAGAACGAACUUCCAUCCUACGACUCGGUGGAGGAGAAGCAUAAACACGUGGAGCUGGAGAGGACGACAAAAUGGCUGAAGAUGCUGAAGAGUUGGGACAAAUACAAGAACAGCGACAAGCUGGUCCGGAGGGUCUACAAGGGAAUCCCCCUGCAGCUCCGGGGGGAGGUGUGGUGUCUGCUGCUCGAUAUCCCCAAAAUAAAGGAGGAGAAGAAAGACUUCUACGAGAAACUGAAGGCCAGAGCCAGAGGCGUCUCCCCGGACGUCCGUCAGAUCGACCUGGACGUGAACCGGACCUACAGGGACCACAUCAUGUUCAUGACCCGCUACGACGUCAAGCAGCAGGCUCUCUUCCACGUCCUCACAGCCUACUCCAUGUACAACACGGAGGUGGGCUACUGCCAGGGCAUGAGUCAGAUCACAGCUCUGCUGCUCAUCUACAUGAACGAGGAGGACGCCUUCUGGGCUCUGGUCAAGCUGCUGUCCGGGCAGAAGCACGCCAUGCACGGGUUUUUCGUCCCCGGCUUCCCGAAGCUGAUGCGCUUCCAGGAGCACCACGACCGCAUCCUCAGGAAGACGAUGCCCAAACUGAAGCACCACCUGGACGGCCAGGAGGUGUUGACCAGCCUCUACACCAUGAAGUGGUUCUUCCAGUGCUUCCUGGACAGAACUCCCUUCACUCUCACCCUCAGGAUCUGGGACAUCUACAUCUUUGAGGGGGAGCGAGUGCUGCCCACCAUGUCCUACACCAUCCUCAAACUGCACAAGAAGCACCUGAUGAAGCUGUCCAUGGAGGAGCUGGUGGAGUUCCUGCAGGUGACUUUGUCAAAAAAUUUCUUCUUCGAGGAUGACUUUGUGGUCGAUCAGCUGCAGGCGUCCAUGACGGAGCUCAGGAGGAUCAAGCUGGAGCUGCCCGCACCAGGUAAAGAGGAGGAGUUUCCCAAGAAGGUUCUGGGGCAGCUUCCCCCUGAGCUGGCGGUGGUGAACCACAUAGCCAACGGUCAAAGCCACGUCGAGCCGGCGGAGCCUCCCAGGGACCCGAGUCCUGUACCGGAGCGCCAGCGGGUGAGUCGCCCCCCAAGCCGGUCGCGCCGGGACUCGCUAGAGAAAUCGAUCCGCCACCACAAGGCCGACAAGAGGGAGGUGCGCUCCAGGGGAUCCGGGGAGAUCCCCAAUGAGCAGAGAAAGCAGUCCACCUCCACCACAAAUGAGAGGGGGGCAACAACGACCUCGGGCCCUCCACCGCAGCUCGUUACAGGGGACGGAGUGAGGCAUCAGGGCCACGCCAUCGCCUACCAGAACUCCAACGCGGCAUCCAGCUCUCGCAGGGAGAUCACCCCCCGGUGGUUCAAACCCUCCGAUACAAAGCUGGAGGCGGUCAAGGCGGCGGCCCGGGAGGUCAAGGCGAGCAGAGGGACGUCACCGGCCCCUUCCAGCCCAGAAGACAGCGCACUGUCACACCACCGGCCGGGCUCCAAGGGCUCCAGCCCCGACGCCAACCGCGGCUCCAACGCCUCCCAGUAUGACAACGUACCCGGGCUGCUCGAGCCGGAGUUCGAGAUCCUGGAGUUCGACAGAGCUCCGUCCAGAAUGAGGACCCCUCGCAGUGAGACGGCCUUCAGUGUGCCGUCCCUUCAUCCGGGAAGCCCCAGUCUGGCCGGGAGCGCCGCCUCUGUCGCAUCAGGGCCCAGGGGGGCCAAACACCCUCUCCCUCCUGCGUUUACCCACAACAGUCCAGGGGGGGUCCAUGCAAGCUACCCUGGCAGCCAGAGCCAGUACAGCACCCCUCCCCAGCAGCUCUCCCCGGGCAGAACUAUCACCGAAGGCCCCAUCUUACACCCCGCAUACAGCGUGGGCCUGGACCACAGAGGGGAGGAAAGACUCUAUGGUCCGUCCUCUCGGUUUACCCCACCCUCCGGGGAGCGAGCGUACGCCACCACCCAGCACCCGAGCAACAGAGACUCCCCGGAGAAGGCGCUCAUGAACAAUUCCUACACCACCUACCGCAGGCAGCCGCCGCCCCCGAGCUCCAACCGAAACGCCAGGCCUCCCCCGGAGCACUCCCAGCAUCUGGAAGCCCAGGGGAGCUCCACACCGAUCUACCUGCAACAGCUCACCUCCACCGCACAGGUCUACGGGUUUGAGGGGCAUCAGCGGGGCGAGGCGGUCCCGCACUACCUGCCAGAAGGCGGGCCCCGUCGGCCCGCGGACGGGCUCCCGUGGGCGUCGGAGGCUGCUCCGCCGCUCCUAUCUCCGGGCGGGGUGCCGCGUUCGCCCAGCUUCCAGCAAGCCCAAAUGUCUCCCGUUCAGGAGUUCACUUUCCCCCCGAACGCUGACGCCGCGCUCCACUACAGGACUCAGUUCCAGAAGCAACAGCCGCCCGUCAUGAAGCAACAGCUCCCCCAGCUGUUCGGAGGACCACACUACAGGCACGCACAGGAGGCGUUCGCCAUGCAGGAGUCCAUGCUGCUGUGAUUGGACGAUAGACAAACGUCAAGACACUGUAAAAAAAAAAAAAAAA
Molecule: messenger RNA, 3453 nt
Organism: Cyclopterus lumpus (lumpfish)
Lineage: Eukaryota; Metazoa; Chordata; Actinopteri; Perciformes; Cyclopteridae
Gene: usp6nl
Product: USP6 N-terminal like
Exons: 16
Coding region: 714-3407 (897 amino acids)
Source: RefSeq, a predicted model, not a curated record